CAACUGUCAAUGGUACCGAGACCCGGUGUUAGGGUUAUCAAUAGUAUCAAUACUGUUUUCAUUAAAAACCUAAUCGUAGCAGUUAUUUGUGAAAGAAAUCAUAUUUUAAACCACUGUAAACAAUGUCUGAGUUCAUAGAUAUAGAUGGCAGCAUACUGGAAGGGGGAGGACAAAUACUACGAUUAUCAAUAUCUUUAAGUGCUAUACUAGGAAUUCCUGUAAGAAUAUCGAAGAUACGAGCUGGACGAAGUAAGCCUGGCUUAGCCGCUCAGCAUUGCAAAGGAAUCCUACUAGUUGCUGAAAUGUGUCACGCCAAGACAAAAGGAGCCGAAGUUGGAUCUACAGAAGUAGAAUUUUCUCCUAAAAUGAUUAGAGGUGGUCAAUACUUUGCUGAUCCUCAGACAGCUGGAUCCAUCAGCCUGCUUCUCCAAGUGUCCCUACCCUGUGCCCUAAUGGCCGACGGCCCCGUUACAUUCGAUUUCCGAGGAGGCACCAAUGCAGACAUGGCUCCGCAGAUAGACUACAUGGACAAAGUGUUCAGGCAUGCCUUGAGGCAGUUUGGAGCGGACUUUGGGAUGACUAUUCAUAGGAGAGGUUAUUUCCCGAAAGGCGGCGGCGCGGUGACCAUAAACGUGAACCCGGUGCGCAGUUUCCGCAGCGUCACGUUGACGGACCCGGGCAGCGUGAACAGAGUCACAGGCACCAGCUUCGUGGCCGGAGUGCUGCCUAUCAGUAUGGCGCAGCAAAUGGCAGAAGGAGCGAAGCAAGAACUGCGAUCAGUAGCUGAAACCACCAUCAACUGUUACAAGGAGGACAGUCGGAUCGCCAUCGGCAACUGCAAUGGCAUGCUGUUGACGUGCACCACGUCCACCGGCCACGUGCUGGGCAGCGACGCGCUGGGCCGGCGGGGCGCUGAGGCGCGCGCGGCGGGCGCGGACGCGGCGCGGCGCCUGCGGGCGGACAUCGACGCUGGAGCCUGUCUCGACCAGUACUGUCAGGACCAAGUGAUUCUGUUCAUGGCAUUGGCGGAAGGCACGUCGUCGGUGACGGUAGGAGAAGUCACGCUCCACACGAGGACCGCCAUACACAUCGCAGAAAUGCUGGCUAAGGUGAAGUUCGAAAUACACCCACACGGCAGCCAGAACACGAUCGAGUGCACGGGUCUAGGGCUUAUCAACAACAACUUGCCUACGUAAAUCAAUAUAAAUGUUAAGCUAGGUUUAAUAUUAAAAUUGAUAAUCCAUACUUAAUAUUAUAAAUGGGAAAGUGUGCGUUUGUUUGUUUGUCCGUCUUACACGGCAAAACGGAGCGACAAAUCGACGUGAUUUUUUAAGUGGAG
Leguminivora glycinivorella is the source of this 1339-nucleotide messenger RNA. It is a transcript of the gene Rtca, whose product is annotated as RNA 3'-terminal phosphate cyclase. Gene Ontology annotation, cellular component: nucleus. Gene Ontology annotation, biological process: RNA processing. Gene Ontology annotation, molecular function: RNA-3'-phosphate cyclase activity. The coding region runs from base 123 to 1196 and encodes 357 amino acids. NCBI's taxonomy places the organism in Eukaryota, Metazoa, Arthropoda, Insecta, Lepidoptera, Tortricidae. The transcript has 9 exons. The record is from RefSeq and is a predicted model, not a curated record.